This is a messenger RNA of Monoraphidium neglectum, 239 nucleotides long. RefSeq lists its product as hypothetical. The record is from RefSeq and is a predicted model, not a curated record. The annotation marks the transcript as partial. NCBI's taxonomy places the organism in Eukaryota, Viridiplantae, Chlorophyta, Chlorophyceae, Sphaeropleales, Selenastraceae. The transcript has a single exon.
AUGGGAGUGAGCAAGCGCACGCGUUGGGCGCGCAGUCGCGCCGCACCGGCGUCUGCCGCGAGCGCCUUCGCUAUUGCGGCAUCACAGGACGUGUCUGGGGCGUCCUUUGGCCUGGUAGGCGCCGCCGCGGAAGGGUCGGGCGACAGCAGCGAGUGUGGAAGCGGCGGUGCGGUGGGCGUCUCGUCGUCCGUUACGGGCGGCAGCGGCUCUGAGGGCGUCGGCUGCCCAAUGAGCCUGCA